Messenger RNA from Acanthopagrus latus (yellowfin seabream), 4197 nucleotides. It is a transcript of the gene ccdc30, whose product is annotated as coiled-coil domain containing 30. The transcript has 28 exons. Lineage: Eukaryota; Metazoa; Chordata; Actinopteri; Spariformes; Sparidae. Bases 349 to 4089 code for a protein of 1246 amino acids. The record is from RefSeq and is a predicted model, not a curated record.
UCGAUCGUUCCCUGCAUCCUUUCAAUGGUACGGUCCGUUGCCUAGGUGCUAGUAGAAGCCAAUUCGCUCCGCCACGCCUGUCCUCGGCGCUUUGCUCUCUAUAUUGCCUUUACCUUUUUUGAAAGGGGGACUCAAGGACAAGAGACGUUUCCAUGGAUCAAGUGCAACAACAGUGGGGGGUGAUGAAGUAUGAGGAUCUGCUCAUCUGUGCCACACCAUUGCAGAAUUGAGUCGCUCUCUGUGCAGUACCAUGUAGUUUAAAAUUGUGCUUUUGGAUCAUCAAUUUCACCACUGAGGAAAAAGUUCAUCAUUUCACAGAUGCAGCUUCAGCGAACUUAAUGUUUGACCAUGGAUGAGGAGGUGCCGACAGAGCUGGACCAGAUUUCCUCGCGGCUGCAGGAGGAUGGCUUGCCUCCGGGGGCCAGUGUCGAGGAGCGGCAGAGCCACCUAUGGCGGCUGCUGCUUGAAAGUGAGGCAAAGCUUCGGUCAUCCAACAAGGAGCUGCAGACCAUACGCACCCAGCAGGCCAAUGAGAUGGAGGAGGUGGAGAGCUAUGUUGCACAUAUUCGUGGGCUGCUGGAAGAGCGCGAGGGACUCACUGCAGAAUAUGAGAGAGACAAUGAACACUUGCGACAUGAGCUUCACCUUAUCAGACAACAACAAGAGAGUCAGAGCAAGGAGCUUGCAGAGAUGUUGGUUCAGGAGGACCUCGGGGAGAUGGGCUUGAGUAGCCCCAGUGAGCAGGUGGCUUACCUGCUGGUGGAGAGGGCCACACUGCUGGAAAGGCUAGAGGCUGCUGAGAGGAGACUGGAAAGUCAGAACCUCACUGACAUAUCGAAGGAAGCCCAACAGCAGGAGCAUAUUUGCCUCACGCUGGGGGAGGAGCUAACACAGCAGAGGGAGGAUAUGCAGAAAACCAUAGAUAACGUGACAAAGUGUUCAUCCCAGAGUCCACUGAAGAAGCUGUUUGGGCUGCGCAGGUCUGGUCAGAGCAAACACAAUAUUACCCCUGCCCACAGUGAGGAGAUUUCACGCGAGCGAAAUGAGCGCCAAAGGCUGGAGCGGGACCUGGAUGAGGCGUCUAGGAGGCUGUCAAUGGCUCACCAGGAUAUCCGCAGACUCACCAAUGAGCUGGAUGCUGCCAAGAACAACAACCUAGACCCAAGUGGGUUUGAGCUUCAGGGAACGCUCCAGGAAGUAGAGAACCUGAGGAAGGAAGUGGAGAAACUGAAACGCUGUGAUAUGAUGAAGCUGCAGCAAGCCAAAGAGCAAAAUGACAGACUAGAUGUUGAGAACAGAGCUCUGAGGGAGAGAGUCCGCACUUUAGAGUCUGAGAAGAACAAUCUCUUGGACCAGUCGGCAGAUCAAGAUGUUGUUGCCAAAGAGGAUCAAAAAGACCAGAGCAUCAGCAGUGAUCCACCAAACAGUCAGUUUGGCAGUGAAAAGGAUUACAUUCACAAACGGUGUCGUGAGGCGAUGGAAGAUGGUCUUGUACAGGUAAGGGAGCUGCAACGACAACUCCAGAGGCGACGCAAGGAACAGGAAGAGCUGGAGGAGAGGAAUGAGGAGCUGGAGGCACUGCUGGGGGAGGCUCAGAAUGCCAGCAAGGAGGAGAGGCACCGCCACGAGGGAGAACUGGAGGGACUUCACAGAAGAAUCAAAGGCUUGGAGGCAGAGCUAAAGAAGCAGGAUGCCCAAGAGAAAGUGCUAAAGAAUGGAGAAGACGUCAAAUCCACUGAGUCCUACUUACAGCUGAACCUGAGGGACAGCAGCCAGGAGAGGUUGGCUCUGCUAGAGGCUCGUCUGACUGAGGAGAAGGACUGGAGGAAACAGCUGGAGGUAGACCUCAGUGCUGCCCAGGCUGCCCUCAAAAAGGACAAAGAGGCUUUGCAGAUAGGUGAAAGAGAGCUGAAGAAGCUGAGACUUGAGGUCAACAGUCUUCAGACAGAAUGCCAACAAGGGAAAACACUCAUCAAGAGCCUCACCCAAGUCAAAGGGGAGAAAGCAGUUCUGGAGGAAAAGAUGGCCCAGAUGGAGCGUGCUCACAGCCGCCUCCAGAGCGAGCUGGAGCGCUUCAAGGAUGGUAACCGGACCCAGGAAGACCUCAGGGAGAACAGGCUUCAGGUGGACCAGCUGCAGGUGCAGGCUGACGGCCUAAAGGCUGAACUCAACAGCCUCCAGACAGCACAUGACGCCUUGAGGUCUGAGAUGGAUUCUGAGCGGCGGCAGACUGCUGAGCUCCGGAACCUGCUGAGCUCCAGCGUCCAGGAGAAGCUGACAGCUGAGGGGGAAAGAGAGAGACUGGAGCUCGAGAUACAGCGCCUCAAAGAACAGCUCAAGUGGCAUCAAGAGCAGCUCUCCUCUACAAAGGAAGCAUCUAUUAGAAGCCAGACACCUGAACUGCCCACAGCUCACGUAGAAACCAGGCUUAAUCCAAUGGAGAGGAACAAGGAUGAGUGCAUGGAUCAGGUCUCAUGUCUGAAGCAGGAGCUGAAUCAUCUGCAGACCAAACUGGGGGAGGAGAGGAAGCUGGCCUCCCAGCACCAACUGGCCCUGCAGGCUCAGGUCAAUGAGGCUCAGGCACACGUCAAGUCCCAGGACUUAGUACUGAGCCAGAAGGCAGAGGAGGCUAAACAGAUGAAGCAGGACCUCCAGAGGGCCCAGAGCCUGUUCACCUCAGCAGAGAGAGAGCUGCGCUACGAGAAGGAGAAGAGCAUGGACAUUAAGAGACACAACACCCUGCUGGACCAGGAAAAACUCAAGCUUUGUGCAGAGCUGAAGCAGGUCCAGACCAAGCUGGUCCAGGUGGAGCAGAGUGUCCACACUCAGUCGGCUGAGUGUGAACGUCAGCAGCAGAAAAUCAGGGAACUGGAGUUGGAGCUGGCGCGGAACUGUACAAACCGCAGCGCCACCACCACUCUGCAGGAGGACCUGCAGGCUGAGAGGGCACGGCUCAUUGCUGCUGACAAGAAGGUGUUAGAGCUUCAGCAGCAGCUAAAGAGUGCCCAGCACCAGCUGCGCGUGGAGGAAGCUCGGGCCGGUGAGAGCAGCCGCCUGGAGAGGGACAGCAGGGAUCUGUCUGACACCCUGUCAGCCCUGAGAGCCAAGCAGCAGGAGGAGCACAUCACCAGGAGGCUGUUGGAGCAGCGUGAGGAGGAGCUGCAGCAGCAGGUGCGCUCCCUGAGGCUGAAGGAGGCCUCCAUGACCAGGACCAAUGCAGAGCUCAACCACCGUGUCCAGCAGUUGGAGACCCGACUGGCCAUCCUGGAGGCUGAGAUUAGCAAGGCCAGAGAGGAGGUGAGAGACAGUCAGAAAUCGAGCCACAGACUGCAGGAGGACUUGGUGGCCAGUCAGCAGGACUGUGACAGACUGCAGGGGGAGCUGCAGCAGGUUCUCCUCCAACUGGACACACACGUCAGGAAGUACAACGAAAAGCAGAGUCAGCACAAGACCAAGCUGCGCCAGGCCAAGCAGGUCUUCCUCAAGGUGACCGCACAGAGGGACCGUGUCAUCCAGAAACUGGAGAACGACCUGGUGUUGGCCUCCAGCCUUUCACACAAGGAGAAAGAGAGGAUCCACACAGUGAUGGAGGAAAAUGAGAAGCUUUUGGAGGAGAAGAGGGAGCUACUGCGGAAGAUAAGUGAGGCAGAGGAAAUGGGCAGCCAAGGCAUGAGGACGGCCUCCACAGUCCAACACAGGGUCAAUGUCUUAGAAGUGGAAAACAGGCAACUUCAGGAUCGAACGCUGAAGCUCUCCAAUCAAGUCAGUUCCUUAGAACGAGCCCUGAGAAACGUCCAGUCGUACUACAGCCUGGAGAACACCAAGAAGGCGCUCCCCUCUGAGAGUCUGUGUGAUGGCAUCCUGCACACAUCCACGUUAAGCCUGACGUCAGGUCAGUGUGACCCACUGGACAUCCUGGAUGCGAUCUGCCGCGUGAAGGUGGGCGAUCGCAUGGUAGUCGAUGGCAACCGGGCGUCCGUCUCAGCACAACACCCGUCAGAGCAGGGUUACCUGAACCUCACCUCCCCACUGUUUCCUCCAGACACCAAAGGCUCUGAGGAGAGCUCUAAUAACAGUGAGCAGGUAUGAAUUGGGAGGUUGUAGCCUGUGUUCGCAACAGCAGCGAGGAAGACUGUCGUACUACAGAAUCCGCCCACUUCCACUAGACAAAAAUCUGAAUAAAGGAGUGAUAAAAUA